GGGAGGCCGCAUUCCCGCCCUCCUGACUCCCAGGGGUCUUGCACCAACGGGAGGUCGGGAUCUGGGUUUUCCGGCCCCGAGAGGGACCGGGUGCCUCCGCCAUAGCUUCUGUCGCUCCAUCGCCCGCACUGUGACUGGACUGUUAAAGGGAUCCGUGGAGAGGAGGCCAGGACACCUGGAAACAGGGAAAUGGAGUUUGAAAAAAAUGAAUGAGAAAUGUUUCCUGAAUGAGAAACACCCAGUCAUGGCUUGCGGUUUGAUAACGGAAAGAGCAAAACUCUGCAAAAUAACUUGAACUAUGUUCUACGCCGAAUAUGAGAGAACGUGACCAAGGGAAACAACCGCAUGUAGCCUCGAGAUUCAGUGGCCUUUGAGGAUGUAGAUGUGAACUUCACCCAGGAUGAGUGGGCUUUGCUGGAUCCUUCCCAGAAAAAUCUCUACAGAGAUGUGAUGCAGGAAACCUUCAGGAACCUGGCUUCUGUAGGAAAAAAAUGGAAAGAUCAGAAAAUUGAAGAUGAGUACAAAAAUCCCAGGAGAAACCUAAGAGGUCUUAUGGGAGAGAGACUCUUAGAAAGUAAAAAAGAUCAUCAGCAUGGAGAAAUUUUGACCCAGGUUCCAGAAGACAUACUGAAGAAGAAAACUCCUCGAGUAAAAUCAUGUGGAGAAGUCAGCGUGGGUCAUGCAUCCCUUAAUAGGCACCACAGAGCUGACACUGGACACAAGCCAUAUGAGUAUCAGGAAUAUGGACAGAAGCCAUAUAAAUGUACAUACUGUAAGAAAGCCUUCAGUGAUCUCCCCUACUUUCGAACACAUGAAUGGGCUCACACUGGAGGGAAACCUUAUGAUUGUGAGGAAUGUGGAAAAAGCUUUAUUUCCCGUUCAAGCAUUCGAAGACACAGGAUAAUGCACAGUGGAGAUGGACCCUAUAAAUGUAACUUUUGUGGGAAAGCCUUGAUGUGUCUCAGUUUGUAUCUUAUCCACAAACGAACUCACACUGGAGAGAAACCAUAUGAAUGUAAACAGUGUGGUAAAGCCUUUAGUCAUUCUGGUAGCCUUCGAAUACAUGAAAGAACUCACACUGGAGAGAAGCCUUAUGAAUGCAGUGAAUGUGGGAAAGCAUUCCAUAGUUCCACAUGCCUCCAUGCACAUAAAAUAACUCACACUGGGGAGAAGCCAUAUGAAUGUAAACAGUGUGGGAAAGCCUUUGUUUCUUUCAAUUCCGUUCGAUAUCAUGAAAGGACUCACACUGGAGAGAAGCCCUAUGAAUGUAAGCAAUGUGGGAAAGCCUUCAGAUCUGCCUCACACCUUCGAACACAUGGAAGGACUCACACUGGAGAGAAACCCUAUGAAUGUAAACAAUGUGGGAAAGCCUUUGGAUGUGCCUCGAGCCUUAAAAUCCAUGAAAGGACUCACACUGGAGAAAAACCCUGUAGUUCCAACACUUUGAAAGGCCAAGGCGAGAAGGUCGCUUAAUUCACACAAGAUUCCUAGAAGCCACUGAUUCCAAUCAUGGUAAAAAUGUGUUUCCCUCAAAUCAUGGGAACCAUCACAAAAUUAUUUUGAAGCUUCUGCAGUCACUGUCAUCUGAUAGCAUUCAGAAAUAAAUGCCAGUAGCCCAAGAGCAAAAAUUUUUUGGGGUAGUUUAGCUGAGGCCUCACUCAGAGACCUAGGACACAGAGUUGGAAAUAACUCUUAAGAGAGACACGCCUCCAGUAAGACCUUAAGACAGUUCUGUCAUAAAAAAAUACAAGGUUUGGCCGGGCGCAGUGGCCCAUGCCUAUAAUCCCAGCACUUUGGGAGGCCGAGGCAGGCGGACCACGAGGUCAGUAGUUCGAGACCAGCCUGGCCAAUAUGGUGA
Molecule: messenger RNA, 1858 nt
Organism: Pongo pygmaeus (Bornean orangutan)
Lineage: Eukaryota; Metazoa; Chordata; Mammalia; Primates; Hominidae
Gene: ZNF625
Product: zinc finger protein 625
Exons: 5
Coding region: 451-1473 (340 amino acids)
Biological process (GO): regulation of transcription by RNA polymerase II
Cellular component (GO): nucleus
Molecular function (GO): DNA-binding transcription factor activity, RNA polymerase II-specific; RNA polymerase II transcription regulatory region sequence-specific DNA binding
Source: RefSeq, a predicted model, not a curated record